UGGUGCCAAAGAAUUCUUUUUAAAGCAGGUUCCUUGCAAUUAAGUGAAAAAUAAUUCCUUAUGCGCAGUAUUAAAUUUGUCUAAAAUCAUUUAUUGUUUUAAAGCUGUAAUAAUCAAGUUUUUUUCUAUAUCGAAAUGGAUGUUCCAGCAGAUAAAAAUUGUGAAAUAGAUUCUUGCAAUGAUUCUGAUGAUGGAAGGAAAGACUCUGAGAACGCGAAAAUGAUACCAUUUGGAUGCAUGGGUGCUUUAUUUCGGCGUCAGUUUUUACAAGAGAUGGUAAAAAAUUUACCGGCACCGAUACAAAAUAGGGUAGUUGCACUUAAAAAUAUACAACUUGAACACCUUAAACUGGAAGCUGAGUUCUUUGAAGAAGUUUAUAAACUAGAACGAAAAUACCAGGAAAAGUAUCAGCCACUAUUUGACAAAAGGAAAGAUAUUGUUACAGGUCAAGUAGAGCCUUCAGAACAAAAUCCCCAAUGGAAAUCUGAUGAUUUGGAGGACUCUGAAACAUCACCUGAAUUUCAAGAUAUGAUUAAAAAAAUAAGGGAAAUACCCGAGGAUACAAAAGGAAUUCCAAACUUCUGGUAUACAAUAUUUCGUAAUACUGAGUUAUUGGGUGAUAUGGUACAAGAACACGAUGAACCCGUUCUAAAGAAACUAACGGAUAUCAAAAUUAAAUAUGAUGAUGAGCAUUCCUACACCUUGGAAUUUUAUUUUGAUAAAAAUGAGUACUUUUCAAAUGAAGUUCUUACCAAACAAUAUUUUUUAAAAGCUAUGGUCGAUGAAGACAAUCCAUUCGGUUUUGAAGGACCAGAAAUUUAUAAGUGCAAGGGUUGUAAUAUCAACUGGGAAAAGAAAAUGAAUCUUACCAUAAAAACAAUCAGAAAAAAACAAAAGCAUAAGGAGCGCGGAACAGUCCGUAAUAUAGUGAAACAAGUACCCAAUGACUCAUUUUUCAAUUUCUUCAACCCACCCGAUGUUCCAGAAGAUAAAGAUGAAAUGGAUGAAGAAACUCAAGGGAUUUUGGCAACAGACUUUGAAAUAGGCCACUUCUUAAGAGCUAGAAUUAUUCCAAAAGCAAUUCUUUAUUACACCGGAGAUAUUAUUGACGACGAAGAUGACGAUGACGGCGAGUAUGAUGAUGAUGGUGAAGAUGACGAUGAAGAUGAGUCGGAUGACGAAACGGUUGAAAAGGAAAAACGUAUAAAAUCAAUAGAUGAUUGUAAAAACCAAUAGCAUUACGUUGGCAUCUACUAACAUUAAAUUACUCAAAUUCGAAAUUUAUUUUUAGUAAGAAUUUUGUAAAUGAAGCUCUAAGCGCAGUUAUGAUUUAUAAAAGUUAUUUAGGCUAC
This is a messenger RNA of Bactrocera tryoni, 1352 nucleotides long. RefSeq names its product nucleosome assembly protein 1-like 1 (gene Nap1). Lineage: Eukaryota; Metazoa; Arthropoda; Insecta; Diptera; Tephritidae. Gene Ontology annotation, cellular component: chromatin; nucleus. The record is from RefSeq and is a predicted model, not a curated record. The coding region runs from base 136 to 1236 and encodes 366 amino acids. Gene Ontology annotation, molecular function: histone binding; chromatin binding. Gene Ontology annotation, biological process: nucleosome assembly. The transcript is spliced from 7 exons.